Molecule: messenger RNA, 1745 nt
Organism: Lotus japonicus
Lineage: Eukaryota; Viridiplantae; Streptophyta; Magnoliopsida; Fabales; Fabaceae
Product: aladin
Exons: 14
Coding region: 96-1454 (452 amino acids)
Biological process (GO): nucleocytoplasmic transport
Cellular component (GO): nuclear pore
Molecular function (GO): protein binding
Source: RefSeq, a predicted model, not a curated record
GAAAAUAUAGAAGGGAAGAAGAAGAGAAAGCGGGAAAAGAAGGAGAAAAACAAAACAAAGCAAAGCAAGCAUUUGACUGCUAAAACCCUAUUCUCAUGGCUUCCUUCCCUCCUCUCGGUUCACUCACUCUCUGCGAACUCAAUCGCGACCUAAUCACCGUCGACGCUCUCUCCGACGAUCGAGCCAACAGCGCUUACGGAAAACUUCUCGGAUUGGUCUUCAGCCCCGUGCCAUUUCACCCUCUCGACACCACCGACGAUGCUCCCGAACAGGAAGAUGGAACUACUGCAACCGCAACCGCAACCGCCGCGGAAAUCGUUCCGAGGAAAGGCCCCGCGGCGAUCUUGCAAGGAUUCGUCAAUGACUGCCUCAGGCGCCUCUUUUACCCUAACGAUGUGCAUUUGUUGCCGGAGGUUAAUCUUCAAGGAGUAAGCUGGCACCUGAAUAAGCAUAUAAUUGCUUUUAUAUCUGGGCCAAAUCAAGUUCUCGUCCGUGAUUAUGAGGAUUCGGAGGGGAAGGAUCCAGUUGUUUUGACCAGCGAGUCUCAGCGAGAUGUUAGGGUGCUAGAGUGGAGGCCCAAUGGCGGGAGGAUGCUUGCCGUGGGUUGCAAGAGUGGAAUUUGCAUAUGGGCUGCUUCUUAUCCUGGGAAUGCGGCAUCUGUUAGAUCUGGUGCUACUUCCUUCCUGGGAGGUUUAUCUAGAGGGUCAGGAAUUCGGUACAUCCUGGUUGAUUUUCUUCGGAGUCAAAAUGAUGAGCAUGUUAGCGCACUUACAUGGAGUCCAGAUGGAAGAUACUUAGCCACUGCUUCAUAUGAGAGCUCCUCGUUCACUGUGUGGGAUGUUGCUCAAGGUGUGGGGACUCCCAUCCGACGGGGAUUGGGAGGCAUAUCAAUGCUAAAGUGGUCACCUACUGGAGAUUACUUCUUUGCUUCAAAAUUCGAUGGAACAUUUUAUCUUUGGGAGACGAACACAUGGACAUCAGAACAAUGGUCAUCAUCUAGUGGUUUUGUUAAGUGUGCAACAUGGGAUCCAGAUGGGGGAAUGAUACUGCUUGCAUUUUCUGAAUCAUCAACUUUGGGAUCUGUUCAUUUUGCAUCGAAGCCUCCCUCAUUAGAUGCACAUCUGUUACCUGUUGAAUUGCCUGAGAUACUAUCGUUGACAGGCAGCCAGGGAAUUGAAAAGAUAGCAUGGGAUAAUUCAGGGGAGCGAUUAGCUGUAUCUUUUAAAGGUGGAGAUGAAAUGUACAGGGGUCUGAUCGCCGUAUAUGAUACAAGAAGGACUCCUCUGAUAUCUACAUCCUUAAUUGGAUUUAUAAGAGGGCCUGGAGACAAUCCAAAGCCAAUCUCAUUUUCGUUUCACGGGAAGCUUAAACAGGGACCACUGCUUUCUGUGUGUUGGAGCAGUGGAUUUUGUUGCACUUACCCCCUCUUAUUUCGCUCUCAUAUGCUUUCAUAGCGAGGAGUCGAGGACGUCUUUGAAAUUUUGUUGUUUGUAUACAAUUUGGAGAUCUUAUAUCCAAUACUUCGGGCUUACAUUAUUUUUUUCAGCGAAAGUGUUAUUAUCUUAUGUUAUGUGUAUUUGAAUAUUGGCAUGGCUGGUGAUGUAUUUGUUCAGCAUGUCAGUUGACAAUUCAGAUGUAUCAAGUAAACAGGGCACACAGUCUGUCAAAAAGGAAAAGAGCAUGCAUCUACAAUGUAAAACUUCACAUUUGUUGGGUCUGAAAUGUAAUUUACCAUUUUUUUUGUA